Molecule: messenger RNA, 1805 nt
Organism: Opisthorchis viverrini
Lineage: Eukaryota; Metazoa; Platyhelminthes; Trematoda; Opisthorchiida; Opisthorchiidae
Exons: 6
Coding region: 393-1718 (441 amino acids)
Cellular component (GO): membrane
Source: RefSeq, a predicted model, not a curated record
CCAGACUUAUCGAAAUGCCAAUGGGUCGCCGCGCAACCGGACGCCCUUUUACUACCCCCUUCCAAAGCACACCUUCCAAGUGGGUUCCUAUUUCCAAUAUCUACCGUUUAGAUCGUUGGAGCUUAGUGCUUCUUCCCUCAAUCUACCUUGUCCAACGGUCAAUCACGUUAUAUUCCCAGCGUUCCCCAAUAUGUCACUGGGGUGGUUUUGCGUGUUCAUCCUCCUUCUUAGCUUCUGGGCAACAGUCGUCCAGUAUUUAAAUAUCUACAAGACGGUUUGGUGGAUUCCUAACGUUACGUCAGAUUUCGCCAUCGUAAAUUCAUAUCGGCUUUGAAAAUUGAUUGUAGGAUUUACGGUCCAUCGACUGCUUUCUGUUUCUACAUGUAUUCACAAUGCUCAUCACACCUCAUCUUUACUGCUUUUUGCUUCAGCUAUUUUCUACUAUCCUGUCCACAUAUCCCAUCAUUCGGUCACUACUUGGCCUGCCCCUACUCAGUUCCUGGCUAUAUUUUACUUUGUGGACCGUCACAAACAUAAACUUUUCUGGAAUAUCUUUUGGGUAUGCUACUCUCUGUGGUGUGCUGCUUCUAUAUUUCCCGCUGAUCGCUCUGUUCGCGUUUCAUCACACUCGCAUACUCAAUACCCUGUACGCCUUCUGGUCUCGAUUGUCUCCAAUCCCUGGUCGACGUGCGAAGAAGGUGCCAGCAACGAACGCUCCUACAACCCCAUGGGUCAAAGUUUGUUUGCAUUUUCACCUCACUGAACUCUACCUGGGUUUUCAGAUUAAGCAUCUUGCAUCGCUGGUCUAUCAGUUAACUACUGACUGGCCUGGUUUAAAGACCACCAGUACUCUAUUUCCAGUCCGGUAUCUGACGAUUUCCACACAUGCGGUCGCUGAAUUUCCCCCAAAUUAUUCCUCUCCAACGGCGUAUUACAGUGUCGAUCCACAAAACAAGUCCCUGGUCCUGCUUCGGCAUCAGUGCUUCGGUGCAUCGGCUGAGCCGAUUCGUGAAGAGGUUCAGACAUACAGAGCGGACUUUAAUGCUCGUCUAUUAACCGUCGUCAUUGGGACAUUUUAUACGACCUAUUACACCUGCAUUUUGCCAUUGUUAUUCGUACAGCCCUCAAAUCUGUUCUACGAUUGCGCAUGGGCCGUACAACAUUGCAUCAUAACUGCAGCUGCAGCCUUUUUGCUUCAUUGGUACUACUACAUACCUUGUGACUACCUGGAUGUGUUGCACCGAAGUGCCCUGCACCUAGGCUCCUGGAACGCUCUCAGUAAUCGGAGUGGCCAGGUACAGCUUAGUGCUUGGUCCCCCUUGCAGGUCUAUCGGGACGGUGUUACAAUCCGGCACGUUCGUGGUCAGUUUUGUUCAUACGGAGUCAACACUGCUGCCGAACCCGGAAACGCUUCCCACGCACGAUUUCAUUCACUCUUUUACCACCCACAGCGAAUCAGCUCGUUGCUUUUUUAUUUGGCUCUGGCGAUUCCGCUGUAUCAACUGAUCAGCCUCAAAUGGGUCUACGAAUGGUACAAACUGGUCGGGCUGGCAGUGAUGGGCCUUUUCAAUCUAUGCAACCUGUACUUUCAAACGCGCAGCUUUUCUGUUGUGCGCAGGGUCUACGCUCCAGAAUGUGCAUUGGAGACAGAAAAACUUAUGCAGCCAAAUAAGUCGCCGAGCACAAUGGUCAAAUCCUCUCUAACAGGAGCUAUUUAAUGUGUAGUUUAUUGUGGCCGAAUCUGUGAUUCCCUGUAUCACUCUAUUGUACCCCGUGUUUGUUUGCUUCAUACACUUAAUAGUUUU